Molecule: messenger RNA, 1755 nt
Organism: Elaeis guineensis (African oil palm)
Lineage: Eukaryota; Viridiplantae; Streptophyta; Magnoliopsida; Arecales; Arecaceae
Source: RefSeq, a predicted model, not a curated record
CACGCGGAAGAUACGACCCCUCUCCUUCGACCCUUCGUUAGCGUGGUACCCAGAACAUUUUGACUGGAUCUCAACUCGACGUGUCCUUUCUUGCAAAAGCAGCAAGCACCGAAAUUUCUCCAUUUUUUCUGUAGAUAAACCUUUUUUAAGCCUUCUUCUUACUUCACAGAGAAAGAAAAAGAAAUAUUCCCUCCUUCUAGUACAAAAACCUCAAGGAAAAAAAAAAACACUCCACCAAUCUCACCCACCGCGAAACAGCAAGCAAAUUACAGCAUUUGGAAGGCACACCGACCCUCUUCCAAGAAAUCUCAACGUCAUCGCCGCCGUCGCCGCGACGAUCAGAAGAAGAAGAAUAAGUCUCUACUGCCGAAGUAGAAGACUAAGGAGAAGACAAGAGGAGGAGGAGGAGGAGGAGGAGGAAGAGGCGAGAAAGAUCGAAGGCGAUCUCGACGUCAGGCUCUCCUCCUACGCCAAGCUCGGCGCCCGAUUCACUCACUUCUCCGGUUAUGCAAACAAUAGUUCACCUGUUGCAUCUAGCAGAUCAUGGAAGUCUGUGGAAUUGGAAAUCCAGUCUUUACUAGAGAAGCUACUGGAUGUUAAUGAUGCAAUGAGUCGAUGUGCUGCAUCAGCAGCACCUACAACUUCUGUAACCCAAAAACUUGCAAGGCACAGAGACAUACUUCAUGAAUUCACACAGGAAUUUAGAAGAACAAAGGGAAACUUAAAUUCCAUGAUGGAGCAUGCUGAGCUUCUCAACUCUGUCAAAAAUGAUAUUAGUGAAUCAAAGGCAUCUGGCAGCAUGUCACCCACGGUACAUCUGUUGAGGGAGAGAGCUUCAAUUCAUGGAAGCAUAAAUCAGAUUGAUGAGGUGAUUGGUCAAGCACAAGCCACAAGAUCAGUUCUGGGCACACAGAGGGCUUUGUUUGGGGAUGUUCAGGGAAAAGUCAAGCAGCUGGGUGAAAAAUUUCCUAUAAUUCGAGGACUUCUUGGGGCCAUUAGAAGGAAGCGCUCCAAGGACACACUUAUUCUCUCUGCGGUCAUAGCAGCUUGCACUUUGUUCCUAAUUAUUUAUUGGCUUUCAAAAUGAUGAAUGUUCUGAAAGGGAGAAGAGCAAGUGAGAGGCUGCACCAGGUUUCACGGUAUUCCAAUGUGCAUGAAAUAAAAGAGCCAGCAGUCAGGUACAGCUAUAUCAAUCAAGACGGCAGAUAUUGGAUCGCAUGCAUGGAGAAUAUUAGUUCCAUGCAAAUUUGUCAGAAAUGGGGGUGACAAUUAUGCUUUUGCUUUUGCUUUUUCUUUUUUUCAGUAUUCUUUUCGGUUCACUUUUAUGUACAGUUUUAAGUGGAUUUUUUGCAUCAUGAAUAUCUUAAUUGACUUUGCAUUACAAAAUUUUGUGUUUUGGUCCAGAAAUCACCAUGAUCUAUGGAGUAGGAGGUGGAACAACUUUCACAAUAUGGAAUAGAGCUCGCAUCUGUAGUGUCAUUGGAAUUAAAUGAAAAAUAGAGAUAGCACGGAGAACAAAGGAGUUAUAAAUUAUGUUUAAUUCUUUUGUUCUUGUGCAAUUUGAAUAUUUGAUAGAGUGCAGUGCUCAUGUCCUUCACAUCAGCUGGAAACAGAAGUGAUUUAGUAAUGUUUCUAAGAAUCACAACACGGUGAAAAUGGUUAAUAUCCAUACGGAUCUGUUUCCAUAUUCUAACAUAGUUUGAUGUGGAUACAAGUUCUACAAUCCAAUUAAUAUUGUAUUAAUAUUUGUGUCCA